UGUCCUUCUUCAUCUUCCUAAAUGUUGGGAUUUGCAAUGCGAGAUAUUAAAGAAGGAGGCCCCGAUGGAGGAGGCGCUCCAAUGUUGUACGCCAACACAGCCAGAACGACAAGCAUGUCGAGGUCGAAGUUCGGAGCCGUCUUGCAUUCUGAUCCUAAUAUCUCAUCUUCGACAAACAAUGUCGACGAUGAUUUCCCAAUGCGUAACAGCAGUGCCUCCCUAAACCUAUCUGCUUGUUAUGACCCGAGUCGAAUGAGCGGUGAGGGUUCUCCUAUGACAAUGUCACCAUGGAACCAAACUUCACCUUUCCCCAAAUCAGCUUGGGCUGAUUUCGACGAAAACGUUUCUCAAAACGCUCUCAUCGGCUCGCUGGUUCGCGAAGAAGGCCAUAUUUAUUCCUUAGCCGCGUCCGGUGAUCUCUUAUACACUGGCUCAGACAGUAAGAACAUUCGGGUCUGGAAAAACCUCAAAGAAUUCUCGGGGUUCAAAGGGAAUAGCGGUUUGGUUAAAGCUAUUAUACUUUCCGGGGAAAAGAUUUUCACGGGUCACCAAGACGGGAAAAUUCGUGUUUGGAAAGUUUCUCCAAAGAACCCGAGCGUUCAUAAACGAGCUGGGACUUUACCGAGUUUGAUGGAUAUCUUCAAAAGCUCGAUCAAACCUAGUAAUUAUGUCGAAGUGAGACGACGUCGUACUGCUCUAUGGAUCAAACACACGGACGCGGUGUCGUGUUUGAGUUUGAGCGAAGACAAACAGUUUCUGUAUUCGGCUUCGUGGGAUAGGACUAUUAAGGUUUGGAAAAUCGACAACUCGAAGUGCAUCGAAUCGAUUAACGCUCACGAUGACGCCGUUAAUUCUGUUGUGGCCAGUGCCGAAGGGUUGGUUUACACAGGCUCAGCUGACGGAACCGUUAAGGUUUGGAAAAGAGAAGUUAAUGGCAAGGUUACGAAGCAUUCUCUGACUCAGAAACUGUUGGAGCAAGAGUGUGCUGUAACGGCGUUAGCCGUUAACGCCUCCGGUUCGGUUAUGUACUGUGGGUCCUCUGACGGAAUCGUUAACUUUUGGGAACGGUUUGAGAAGAAACUAUCACAUGGGGGUGUCCUCAGGGGACACAAAUUGGCUGUACUGUGUCUCGCGGCUGCAGGGAGCUUGGUGCUGAGUGGUUCGGCUGAUAAGACCAUCUGUGUGUGGAGGAAAGACGGCGUUAUUCACACGUGUCUUUCCGUUUUGACGGGACAUAACGGGCCCGUUAAGUGCUUGGCUAUUGAGGAGGAUCGUGAGCCGUCCAAUAAUGGUGAUCAACGGUGGAUUGUUUAUAGUGGGAGUCUUGAUAAGUCUGUGAAGGUUUGGUGUAUUUCUAGUUUGGCUCCUGAUUUGAAUCUGAUGGUUAUGAGGCAACAACAGCAGCAACAACAACAACAACAGUAUCAGUUUCAGUUUCAGCAACAGCAGAGUCUGAAUCAGAACCAUAAUCAUAAUCAGAAUCAUGAUCAUGAUCAUGAUCAUAAUCAUAAUCAAGAUGCGGAUUCAGUGCCAUCUGAUGGGAGUUUCUCCUCUACUGGCAGAGUUAGCAUGACCAAGAAGCACUGAUGAUCCCAACAACAACAACAACCUUUGUGGGCCCUUGAGAUCCCCGGUAAAUCAUAUCCACGUGUCAAGGAUAUAUUUCGUGAAAUUUUUUUUUUGCAUAAACGAUACAUAUAAUAUUCUUCUUAUAUAGGGUGAAUCUCAAAUAGUAUAAGAUUCACUUUCAUGUGAGAUAGAUGUUAUAUAUUCGCUUAAUUGAAUUUGUAACUCAAAAAACAAAAAAAACAAAAAAACCAAAAAAAAUAAAAAAUUGCAACUUGGUGAUACGUGGAUUUAAGGCAAGUGGAUGUUGGGGUUUGAGGUAGUUAUGUUGAGGGUUUGCCUACAUGGAAGGGAAGAAAGAUUACGAGGGAUUGAUGUUAUUUUUAAAUGGACUUGGAAGAUUGGUGUGGGUGUGGAUUGAGAUGGAUGAUAUGUAUAUUUUAUGAGUGGGUAUGAA
Molecule: messenger RNA, 2023 nt
Organism: Quercus lobata
Lineage: Eukaryota; Viridiplantae; Streptophyta; Magnoliopsida; Fagales; Fagaceae
Product: Transducin/WD40 repeat-like superfamily protein
Exons: 1
Coding region: 22-1587 (521 amino acids)
Molecular function (GO): protein binding
Source: RefSeq, a predicted model, not a curated record